AUGAACGUCAAUGCGCGCAUGGGGAAGAAGUCUGCGUCGACGCGCGGCUCGGUGCGAACGUCCAUGACGGCCAGCGGCUCUGCAAAGGCCAAGGGCCGCAAGAAGCCGAUCGCGCCGCCCCGCAUUCGCCACUUGGCUCUCAAGAAGGUCGCGCAAGAGCUCACGCAGUACGAGACCGGGUACAACAACGUGCAAAUCGCCGCCGAGGGUAGCGCGCAGACCCGGUCGGUCAAGAGCGCGCCGCCGCUCGAGAGCGUCCAUGGGUCGUCGAUUCGCAGGUCGAUGCUCAAGAUCAAGGCCAGGGCGCAGAGCCCGAAGACGUACGUCAUCGACCCGAAAAGCGCGCGUGCGACGCAGUGGGACGUCUUCAUGGCGGUCCUUAUCGCGUACAGCGGUAUCACAGUGCCACUCGGCGUGUGUUUUCCGGGGCUCCAAGUGGCCUCGGGACUCUGGGCCACGGUCGACAACUUUGUCGAUGGCUUCUUUGGCGUUGACAUUGUGCGCAACUUUAUGAUGGGGUACCACGACGAGCAGGACCAGCUCGUCGUCAACCACCGAGAGAUCGCCAAGCAGUACGUCAAGACGUGGUUCCUGAUCGACUUUUUCUCGACGUUUCCGCUGCAAGCCGUCGCGACGGCCACGAACGCGACCCUCGGCGACUCGAACUCGAUUCAGCUCAUCCGCAUCUUCCGCGUCUUUCGCAUCCUCAAGCUCACGCGGCUCGUCAAGCUCCGUGUCUUCUUUAAAACGGCUGAAGAUCGGUUCGGCUUCAACCCCGGCAUGGUGCGCCUCGUCCGCCUCAUCAUGCUCGUGCUCUUCCUCUCGCAUGUCAUGGCCUGCUUCUUCCAUUUGCUCGGCGGCCCCGUGGAUCCGCCAUUGGGCCGCCGCCUCUCGCUCAGUCCCACCUCAGAUUAUUCGACGUACCGGCCCAACGUGACAUGGCUCCAAGACGACGACCUUCGCUUCGAGCGCGACAGCAUCCGGUACAUGUACAGUCUCUACUGGGUCAUGACGACGCUCGCCGGCGUUGGCUUUGGCGACGUCCACGCAGUCUCAGUCUCGGAGCGCCUGUAUGCAACGAUUGCCAUGAUGAUUGGCGCGUCCGUCUUUGGCUUUGUCAUCGGCUCCAUCUCGUCGCUGCUCGAGUCCAUGGACACGCGAGCGGCAGCGUACCAGAUGAAGAUGAUGGACGUCAAGGAGUACAUUCGCGUGCACAAGCUGCCCAACGAGCUGCGGGUCAAGCUCUGCCGGUACUUUGAGCACUACCUCCAGCGCGCCUCGCUCUUUGACGAGUCGUCGAUUCUCAGCGAAGUGUCGCUCAAUCUGCGCAACGAAGUUGUCCACGAAACGUGCCGCGAUAUUUUUCGGAUUCCCGCCAUUCGCAACAUCAAUGCCCAAUUUGUCAUGGACAUGGCCACCAACAUCAAGCCGCUCUUCCUCUUGGCCGACUCGGUCAUUGCCAAAGAGCACACGGUGGGCCGGGAAAUGUACUUUUUGAACUCGGGCAUAGUCUCGGCGUGCAACUCGACGAUCCAAGGCCAUCGCGUCCUUCUCGACGUGCUCAGCGAAAACACCUAUUUUGGCGAAGCCCCGCUGCUCUUCUACUGUCUCCGCGAGAAUACGUACAUUAGCCUCACGAAUUGCGAAAUGUACACACUGCUCAAGGAAGACUUUGGCGCGCUCUUGGAAGAGUACCCCGACACGGAGAGAAUUCUUACCGAGUACUACGACCUCCGCAAGAAGAAUUACAUGGACACCCACGCCAUCAUGAUGCAGCGCUACGCGAUGUUCGACAAGUGCAAGGACGACCCGGGGCAGCUCCGGCGCGUCGAAGACCUCUGGCCGCACCUCAAAAUCUCGUUGAAUGGGACGCCGCUGCCGAUUGAGCAGUUUCCCGCGCACAUUUUGAAGCUGUUGCCCCACUUUCUAAGCCCCCGCGUCUCGGUGUUCAACUCUGUCUUUUCAAAAAAAGUCAUUUUGGACGGUAUGAAGCCCAAGUACGAGAAAGCGUUUACGCAACCCAAGCGACUGCGCGCGCUCAUUCGUCCGCACGCCCCAUGGAAGCUGCGCUGGGACAUCCUUCUCGGCGUCUUGAUCGUCUACAACGUCAUGAGCAUCCCUUUUCAAUUCGCAUUUCAAGGCGGCUACAUGGGGGACAUGACCGUCGACCCGGUCGUGAUUAUGUUGGACUAUUGCGUCGAUAGUGUGUUUGGGCUUGACAUCGUCCUCAACUUUCGAACCGGGUACCUCGACGACGAGAGUCAGCUCGUCAUGGACGCCCAGAAGAUUGCCAAACGCUAUCUCAAAUUUUGGUUUUGGAUCGACGUGGCCUCGACGUUUCCGAUUGGAGCUGUCGCGGACGCCAUGAGCCCGUCCGCCGCGCAGCUGAAUGCGACGACCGUCUCGUCGUUCCAGAAUCUCAAACUCAUUCGCUUCGUGCGCCUCGCGCGGCUGCUCAAACUCAUGCGCCUCCUCAAACUCAAUCGCAGCGUGAGCAGUGUCGAGAACGUCUUGGACUUGAGCCCUGCCGCCAUUCGCCUCAUGAAGCUCUUUGUGCACGUGUGUUUUAUCGCGCAUCUCUCGGCCUGCAUCUUCUUUUUUAUCGGGCAGCUCUCGCAGCAGAUCUAUGGCGAGUGCUGGAUCAGCCCGACGCUGUGGACGGCGCCGGCGUUCGACAAGUACGUCACGUCGCUUUACUUUAGCUUCACGACCAUGGCAACGGUCGGGUACGGCGACAUUUUGCCCGUGACGCCGCUCGAAGUCAUCUACGUGACGUUCUACAUGCUGCUUGGCGCGUCGAUUUUCGGCUACAUCAUUGGGUCCAUGUCGGCGCUCGUCGACCAAAUGCAAACAAAAGGCACUAUCGCCAAGGAAAAGCUGGACCGCGUCAAGGAAUACAUGAACGAGCGCAACUUGCCAAAACCGCUCCGUGUGCGCAUUCGCAAGCACUUUGAGUUUUACUUGGCGCAAAAAGAGAUCUCGGCCGACUCGGACCUCGUCCACGAGCUCUCGGACGACCUCCGCACGCAGCUCGUCAUCCACUUGAACAAGGACGUGGUCACCAAAAUUCCAUUCUUUGCCAACCAAGACGACGCGUGCAUCUCGUACCUCAUGGGCAUUCUCAACCAAGAGUGCUUUACGCCCGGCGAGUUUGUCUUUCGCGAGGGCGAGUUUGGGCGCCACAUGUACUUUCUUGUCAAAGGCACGGUCGACGUCGUCAUCAACGCCAACACGCCCCAGGAAAUGCUGUGCAAGGUACUCUCGGAAGGCUCGUACUUUGGGGAGCUUGCGAUGCUCUUGAACUCCAAGCGCUCGGCGAGCAUUCGCUGCAAGACGUUUGGCAUCCUCUACGUCCUGAGCCGCAGCGGCAUGGACCAUAUCCACUCGCACUACCCUAAUAUCUCCAACCAUAUCAUGAAGGAGAUCCGGGCCAAAUUGCUCAAAAUUCAAAAAGAGGCCGACGCGCGCGAGGCGUCGUCGCAGAACGUACCGCGCUUCCCGACCCAGCAACCGGUCGUGACCGACAAGGCGCUGCUGGACGCGUACGCCACAGUCGACAGAAUCAUCGUCAAGCUCGUCAACUUUUACGGCGACGGCGACAAGUCCAAGCAUCGCGCGAUCGCGACCUUGGUGAGCCGGCUCAAGAAGUUUGAUUUUGACGGACAGUCGGUCUACGACGCCCCGAAACAGGCCGAGCCCAAGAAGAACGAGGCUGUACGGCGCCAGUUUGCCAAGGUCGGCCGCAAGCUCAUUGUCAACAUGAAUGCAUUCACGGUCGAGCCCAAGAGGACGACGCCAGAGACGCGCUGGACUAGCAUGCCAAGCCACGCGGACGAAGCCAAGGGACCCCGUGCACGCGUACUCAUCGACUCGCUCGAGGCGGCGGGCGAGUCAUCGAGCCGCCGCGUCACCGGCCCGUCCUUGACCGACAUCGAGACGUCGUAGCGUGUCGUAU
This is a messenger RNA of Saprolegnia diclina VS20, 3955 nucleotides long. RefSeq lists its product as hypothetical. Gene Ontology annotation, molecular function: voltage-gated potassium channel activity. The coding region runs from base 1 to 3945 and encodes 1314 amino acids. NCBI's taxonomy places the organism in Eukaryota, Oomycota, Saprolegniomycetes, Saprolegniales, Saprolegniaceae. The transcript is spliced from 16 exons. The record is from RefSeq and is a predicted model, not a curated record. Gene Ontology annotation, biological process: potassium ion transmembrane transport; regulation of membrane potential. Gene Ontology annotation, cellular component: membrane.